Molecule: messenger RNA, 4563 nt
Organism: Ascochyta rabiei
Lineage: Eukaryota; Fungi; Ascomycota; Dothideomycetes; Pleosporales; Didymellaceae
Exons: 3
Coding region: 1-4563 (1520 amino acids)
Molecular function (GO): protein binding
Source: RefSeq, a predicted model, not a curated record
AUGUACGAGCGCGAGUCGAGUGUAGCUUCCUCGGUCGACUUCUACGAGCCCGAGGGCACGCUGAAUGCGCCCAUCGCCCAGAUGCAGACCGACGCUCCCGUCGCAAAGCGCAAGGCUGAAGACGCCUCUUCGGCCGUAGACAAGAAGCGCAGGCUAGAUGCACACGUCUCUCCUUCCCUCUCAACCAGCUUAGGACUCUGUGCCGGGCUGCCACCGGCUGUGUGGCAGCACAUCUUUUCCUUCUGUUCGCUUGCAGACCUUGGUCGGUUGAUUCAAGUCAACCGACCCUUUCGUUCCUAUCUCUCAGACGUGUCCAACGUCUCUCUGUCCAAACCAGAGCAUGGUUGUCUGCAUCUCCUAAAGUCCGAAGCUCUGUGGGCCUCUGCCCGCAACGCCUUCAACUCAAAUGCCCCCAAACCCCUCCCAGGCCUCACCGAGCUGCACAUGUGGCAGCUCGUGUGGUCCAAGAGGUGUCAGUUCUGUAACAAGCUCGAUUCCUCCGUCUCCCUCCCUGGCUCUGCUGAGAAGCUGUGGCAGCAAGGCCCAGGUGAAGCUGGCGUCCGCACCAUCUGGCCAUUUGCCAUCAGAGCAUGCGGUCCUUGUCUGAUGCAGCAAUGCCAGACCGACGCAAGUCUUCUCUUCUCAGCCGCCUCCGCACUCAGACCCGCGCUCCCUUUUGCGCCCAUUACCACCGACCACCACUACCUUCCCGCGUACGCUCUGCAGUCGGCCACAAUACCUGCCAACGUGGAGAUUGGCAAAUACUACUACAGAAAGCACGUCCAAGACAUCGUCCAGGAGCUGAACGGCGCACUCGCUCUAGGUCCGUCUGCGGCCGAGGAAUGGUCAAAGGGCCUCGAAGCCAGAGGGAGGCAGCGCAUGAAAGCAGCCGAGACCUGGGAGCGCUGGUGUGUCAAAUACAAGGACACGAAGCGUGCGGCGUCGGCUGCCCGCUCACCUGCCGCCGCAUCACGUAAGCUGUCGAAAUCCCCAAAGCGCCAACCCCUUUCUCCCGUCAUUCAUGCACCCGUUCCAGCGAGUAAGUACUCUUCAACUGUUCCGAAGGCUGCCAUGCAUGGCGGACGUGUCCGACGUUUCACAAUAACCCCUCCGAUGCCCAACCUAACAGCUGCAGCACCAUCCACCCACUACGUACAUCAAAGGCCCCCAACCAUCCCUCCCAAUGUCUUCACCCCGCAGCCCAUGCUCACGGGGAGUGCACAGCCAAACCAGCAGAGGAACCUCCAUGAUGCCAAUGAGGCCAAGGCAAACCGGAAAACGGACAUUGAGCGUCGGUGCCAGCAAAUGAACCCACCCAUUGCUCCAAACAUAUUGCGCCACAUGGAUGCUUUCAAGGCAGCUAUCCAGAUAUCCCAGCCAAUGACCGACUAUGCAUGGAGCGUCUUGCAGCCUCGCCUAAUCGCUAACUUGCCUGCUGCCCAACAAGCCGAAGCCGACCACGUGUCUCGUGUAGCCUUGCUUCCAACAAAAACCACAGACCGUCGCCACCAGGAUGCUAACUCCAAGGAGGCAAAGGAGGCCAUGGACCGGGAAUGGGAAGAUUCCCAGCGGCCCAUCCGCGACAGGCUGAGUAGCAUUGCCGACGACUUCAUCCAUCGGGAUUGGGAUCACGGGAAAGCGCUCACGUACGAAAAUAGUCCCAAGUUUGCAGCCGACCUUCUCAUCUACGUACGACGAACGUACUACGAAACAAUCAACGGACCGACAGCUGCGCUGCAGGCGUCACAGAAAAGGGAGCCUCCUGAUCAUAAGCCACAUCUGGUGCUGGAGAAUAUGAAAUGGGUGUAUGACAACAAACUCAAGCCUCUAACAGAACAGUACCGGCGAGAGUUGUUCCUCUGCCACGGCAACGACUGCGAAAGCAACACCCGACUCUAUGGGUUUGAAGGUGUCGUGCAGCAUUAUGGAGCCAAGCACACUACCACGUUCAGUAGCGGCAACAUUGUCGUCGCAUGGAGAGAAGCCGAAUGGCCAGAGGAGACACCCUUCCAUCCGGACCCUAUUUCAGUAAAGUACGCGCCCCAAGCGUCGUCUAAUGCAGCAGCUUAUGGCGGGUUCAUGGGUGGCUUCUCCCGUGCAGGAACAUCCACCCCUCACAUGCCAACUCACAUGCCCCAAGCGAGUCCAGGCCCUUACCAGUACUCUGGCUACAACGGCCCUUUUGCCCCGCCACAGGUAUCGUAUGACUACUCUCAGGUCUAUGGUGUCCCAGCAGAGGGACAUGCAUACCAAUCCAUGGGUCCUCCAGGUUAUGGUCCUCACCCGGGUCACCCUUCAUACAUGCCAUCCCCCGCUAUGAUCAACUCCGCUGUGGCCCCACCUCCUGCUGUACCUGCACCAAACUACGGCAUCGCCGAUCCCGUAUCGAAUGGUAGCGAGGACCCCAGUCACAGCACAGCCUCGUUCGACAAGGAAGUAAGUACCAUCAUUGGGAUGGCCCAAGACAUGUGGAAACAGACCUCCGGGAUCAAGGAUUUGCCCAACAGCCUUCGGAUCUAUGUCUUGUUGCAUCGCGUCGUUUCAAAGUUCCACGUCGCGUUCAACUAUGAGCCAAAUCUGAACCACUUCAUUGGUGCGCUCUCCAACCAUGAGAUAUCGAAAGCGCUAAAGAACGCGCCGGGCCUGUGUUGUAAGGCUUGUCAGCUCCAGUCUGCACAGCACCUUACCGGAGCCUACUACUCAAAGCCCGAGGAAAGGAGGACAUAUACUGUUUUGACUUUGUUUUCGCACUUUCGGUCCCAGCACCUGGUCGCCGUUCCUUCUGGCAUUGGUUACGGACAAGCUUCUACCACGCUGGACUGGAAAGAGGACAUGAUCGAACUCCCCAGCGAGCGCUUCAUCUCAGGGCUCAUUCACGCUCCGGGUAUGGAUGACGAGAAACUCCUCAUGAUCGCGACCACUUUCCCGAGCUUGUUUCCCCUGCCCCUGCCGACGAUCGGCAAGAUUGAAGAUGAUGGACUGACCUCACCUGCUUCCUCUGGACCAGCCAAAGACGCCCUCCGUGCAAGUGGUACUCCAGGCAUUGCACUAGACAAGUCAGGCCCAUCAACCAUUGGGGCGUCACGUACCGAGUCACCCCGGCUCUCUAAGCCCGCGGAAGACGAGUACGGCCCCGAGAGACCAGCCACUGCCACCGAUCGAGCCAACCAAGCCCCAAGCCUUGGGGACAGGAAGCGUUCCCAUCGCGAUAGCCCCCCGCUCGAGCGAGGAGAGCGCUACUAUGGCGAGCCAAGAUACUACUCCAAAGACCAACCAGAGGAUGGUUACCCUCGUUCUAGAGAAUUUCUGGAGUAUGUCCCGACCCCUCGGGUAUUUCACGCAGGUCCCGCUUACGACGAAUACUCUGGACGUCGUACUGGCUUCCGGGAGACCGAGCGCUUCUAUGGCCCGCCAGCAGAGGAAAUCGUCUAUGCAAGCCAUGGCCGACAGUACAAUUCUCAUGUACGUCAGGUCAGGUAUGCUGAGGAGGAUGGCCAACGUCAUGGACACCACUACCCGACUGAAGCACGACCACGGGAGGCCAGUGGGCCUCGUGGGCAAUCAGCUGCGGACCGCUUCCUGGAAGAGUUCGUCCCUGAGCAGCCCCCUGCGAGCGAAGGGGAACCUCCGCCCCCACGGCCAGACUCGAAGCCUUCUGUUUCUGCACACGAAGACGAUGAUUCUCGUUAUACACCUCCGCCACCAAAUCCGCCCCCUCCAAGUGAGCCUGAGAGCCAAUAUCGCCCACUUACCGUGCCGCAGCCGGCCCCAUCGAUCGUCUCGAAUGGUUCUGGAUAUCAGGUUCCUCCCAACGGCCGCCACAACCCUACACCCGACUCAGUGGGUGCUCCACGUCAACCCAUGCCUCAGCGCCGUAGAGACCGCCCGCAUGAGCACCGAACGCCGUCCCGUUAUUACCGCUACAUGAGCAUCCCAGCCCGUGACGAUCCCUACGGUCGUGCACCAAGCAUCACCCGUUCUCAACGGAGCAGAUAUGAAGAACAGCGGCGCCGCAUCGAUGAAGCAGAAACACCCCAGCCCACUACCGAACGGGAUCGCGCACAUGGGCCCACCUACUCGCGGGACCACAGCGUCGGCCAUGCGUCUCCCGAAGAAAGCUUCUACCCACCUGUUCGCCCACCUCCGCGCGGUUACGUUUCCGUCCAGGAUCGUGCGCACCACAUCUCACCGCCUCGUUAUCAUCGAUAUGACGAACCUCGUGGACCGCCACCACCAAUUUACUACGAUGAAUACGGUCAGCCCGAGUAUGAAAUCGUCAGAUUUCGCGGCGAUUAUCAUCAACCACGUCCAUACAUGGCAGACUAUCGCCAGCCCGGCCCCGCUCGUUAUGAGCCGUACCACGAGCCGUAUGUGUAUGAGCGGCCCCCUCCCCAAAGAUACAACAGCCGUCCGGACGAUUAUGUCUACUACGAGGAUAGACAGAGAGAGAGGCCGCUACCAGGGCGACCGGCGCACGAACCCGAGGCUGAGCCUCUCGAGCCUCCACCAGUAGGCAUCAAGGUGGAGGUUGCUACGCCGGCGCCGAUGCCCGAAGGUUUAUGA